CGAGCAUAGUGCGGUUCCGCUAUGGGAGGGCUGUAACAUAAUUGCUCCUUGUUAUAUUUUUUUGGGGGGAGGGAAAUGCCUACCAUUCCACUCACUCACUCACCACUCUUUCCCAGCACGUCAAAGAAAAUCAAUGGACGGUCAUCUAUACAUUUGAAAAAAAAAUGACAUUCUAAUUCUAUGGAUUGUUCUCUUUGCAACAACAACAAAAACACAUGGGCGCUGCGGUGCUUUUUUUCACAGGUUUGAGGUCGGCAGUUGGUAACAUUGGAGACGGUGUCACAUGUAACAUCGCCCCACACUGGAUGAUAAUAAAGCAACCUGCAAAGCGCUGCGCUGCGCUGUGCCACUUGUGCGUUGGGGGGUUCUGGCUACACGGUGAUACCAAGAGCCACAAGCUGUGUGGACUUGCAGCUCAGCGCACACGCGUGACCAGCUCAGCGCAGAGAGGUUCUAUCGCCUCUCCGGAUGGAAGAAGCCACCACCCAUGCCCUGCUCGCAGCCGCGAUGGUGCUGAAAGGGACAGCGCAAUUCCCUCCGGCGGGAUGACAAUCGCCGCCUUCGCACACACGCGGCUCUCCCUCUCUCUCUCAUCCCGCAUCAUCAACAACAAUGCCAGCCACCCUGCGGUCCCCCCCCCGCCACUCCACCCAACCCCAACAAAUGGAAGAAACCCCCCCCCCCCCCCUUCAGCAAACGCUUCUGUUGGCGUUAAUUCGGCGUAACAAGAGCCCGAGUCGUCGUCCAUCUCAAACGGACGCCGCAGCCGCUGCGACGCAACGAGACGAGCAAUGAACACGCAGGCGUCCUUCUAAGUUCCGUUGAUCACUCUUCCUACCGCCGCGUUGUUUUCUGCUCUCCGCGUUGGGAUUUAAGCUGUGAAUUCGGGAGGCAUUUGGAGGGGUCGGAAAGGAUCGUCUCAAUCGGUACGCGACAAUUAAACUUCUGCCUCGGAAGGAGCCAACUCGCUACUCUCAUUUAAAACGCAUUUCUUUCGAACUGCUUUCUGUGUUUCGUUUUGUUGUCCUCCCCCCCACCCCCGUACCUCCGAUUAUCACGGUUGGUUAGGCACGCUGCGAAAGAGGUUCGACGUAUAUACACAUACUGGAUGGCGUUUUAGGAUAGCGUGUUCGCAUUAACGGCACGGGACGGAUUGAACUGGAAGAAAAAAGAAACAGGAGCCUGCUGGCGUGCGCAGCGAGUGGUGCUCGCUUUGUGGUUUCAUCCACGCGGGGUAGAAACUUCGUUCAUUUAUAAAUCACAGAGGGAGGCAGGAAGGAAAGAACACGGAGCGAGAGAGGCCCCGCCUGGACAUGGAGGCCCCGGGGUCAGGUUGGACCCAGUCGAACGCGACUUCGUUUCUCAACGAGACAGCGGUGAGCGCGAACGGAACGAACAGGACGCAGGUCGACUACAGCAGUGACUUCUACAUCACCUUGCCCAUCAUCUACUCCGUCAUCUGCGCCAUCGGCUUGACGGGCAACACGGCUGUGAUCUACGUCAUCCUGCGCGCCCCUAAAAUGAAGACGGUGACCAACAUGUUCAUUCUCAACCUGGCCAUCGCGGACGAGCUCUUCACCCUGGUGCUGCCCAUCAACAUCGCCAACCACCUGCUGCAGGACUGGCCCUUCGGAAAGACCAUGUGCAAGGUCAUCCUCUCGAUCGACCAGUACAACAUGUUCACGAGCAUCUACUUCCUCACGGUCAUGAGCGCCGAUCGCUUCUUCGUGGUGACGGCGACGGUCAAAUCGGAGAACUUGCCCCGCAGGACCUACAGGAACGCCAAGCUGGUGAGCCGGGGCGUGUGGCUGCUCGUAUCCGUCGUCAUCCUCCCGUUCACCAUCUUCGCCAGCACGUACGUGGACGAGUUCGACAGGAAUCACUGCAGCCUCGACUUCCCCAAGCCGGAGUUCAACUGGCUCAAGGGCAGCCGCAUCUACACCCUCGUCUUCGGCUUCGCCAUCCCCGUCUCCACCAUCUGCAUCCUCUACACCACCAUGCUGUACAAGCUGAGAAACAUGAGGCUCAACACGAACGGCAAGGCGCUGGACAAAGCCAAGAGGAAGGUCACGAUCAUGGUGUUCAUCGUGCUGGCCGUGUGCCUCUUCUGCUGGACACCCUACCACCUGAGCACGGUCAUAGCCCUCACUGGGAACCUUCAGGAGACCCCUGUGGUGGUUGGCGUCUCCUACUUCAUCACGAGCCUCAGCUACGCCAACAGCUGCCUCAACCCGUUCCUGUACGCGUUCCUCGAUGUAAACUUUAGGAAUAACUUCCAGAAACUCCUGGAGUGUAAGGUAGCCUCCUGAAUCUAUACUUCGUAAACUCAAACGUGAUAUAUUUGCAUGCAGAUUAUAUUAUAAUAUAUUAUUUUAAACACAUGUAUUAUCAGCCUGUGAAAUUGUGAUUCUGGGCUCGAUAGAAUGCCAUGCUAAAAUAGGUUGACGCUUAAAGUUACGUUAUUUUAUUACAGUACUGAUAACGAUUUUAAAUAUAGAUCUCGCUUAUGUCGGAUUGUGUAAUGUGCGUUCAAUCCAUACAGCUGAAAAAGUACGGGCACAGUUACCAAGUCACCACGGAUAAAACAUAAAUAGUGUGCACUUGAAAAAUGCUCAUUUUGUUUCAUCGUGCACUGUAUUCUCAUAUAAUGUUGAGAAAUGUAAAGUUUUUGUUUCAAUAAAUACCAAUGGCUCCAUCA
Petromyzon marinus (sea lamprey) is the source of this 2698-nucleotide messenger RNA. Its product is annotated as neuropeptides B/W receptor type 1. Gene Ontology annotation, biological process: neuropeptide signaling pathway. Gene Ontology annotation, molecular function: neuropeptide binding; neuropeptide receptor activity. The record is from RefSeq and is a predicted model, not a curated record. Gene Ontology annotation, cellular component: plasma membrane; neuron projection. NCBI's taxonomy places the organism in Eukaryota, Metazoa, Chordata, Hyperoartia, Petromyzontiformes, Petromyzontidae.